Molecule: messenger RNA, 1077 nt
Organism: Linderina pennispora
Lineage: Eukaryota; Fungi; Kickxellomycota; Kickxellomycetes; Kickxellales; Kickxellaceae
Exons: 1
Coding region: 1-1077 (358 amino acids)
Biological process (GO): regulatory ncRNA-mediated heterochromatin formation
Cellular component (GO): nucleus
Molecular function (GO): siRNA binding
Source: RefSeq, a predicted model, not a curated record
AUGUUUAUUCGCCCCCAUAUAUCUGCAUCUGUCACACAUGCACGGCUGACGCUCUCCGAGCUCGGCUAUGCCUUUGACUCGACCAACGGCACUCUGCUCAACACCACCACCGGCGGGCGCUACGAAUUUGAGGUAUACCCAGGCAACAAGAAACGCAACCUCAAGCUCUACAACAUGCUCGCAGAUGCCGCCUCCCGCCAUGUCACUGAGCUGCUUACCAGCGACGAGAUCGGUAUGCAGGCGAUCGCCGUGCCCGAAGAAUCGCUUGCGCACACCAGUAUUUUUAUCACACCCGGCGCCCUCGAGUGCGCCAAUCUGGUGGUCCUCUGCACUGGCCAUGGCCCGCGCCCGGGAGUCUGGGCGUGGAACGUGCUGGUAAAAGAAGGGCUGCGCGCCGGCAGCCUGAUCCCGUACAUCCAGGCGCUGCAUGCCCAGGGGUAUGGCGUGCUGGUCAUGAACCCAAAUGAGAACAUUGUUGCGGCAGACGGGCAGCCCGAGACCUAUGCAAACAUUGAAUCGCUAGGGAAGACUACCGAGAUUCGCGGCAACGAGACCCCUGAUGAGCACGUCGGAUAUGUGUGGUCACGCUUUCUCCGUGAUAACCAUGCGGCAAAGAACAUCGCAUUUGUGUGCUACAACACAGCUGGCAUCUCGGUAGCGAACCUGCUGAAAUACGAUUUCGACAGGUUUGUGCAGAAAUGCGUCGGCAUUGCGUUCAUUGACUCAGUGCAUUCGUCGUUCCAGAUGACCGCUCAGCAAAUGGUGUGGCUUGCUCAUAUGGCCAAGCAGUGGGAGACCUCGGUAGAGCCGGCAGACGAGCCGAUUGAGAAUCCCAACAUCGGGUGUCCAGCAGUGUCCUCCGGGAAUGACCUGGAGAUGCGCGAGAUGACACCGUUUUUAUGCAAAGACUCGGUUGUUGACUUUUUGGACGAGAAGUUCCAGGCGGGCCAUAUAAACGAAGCAGUGAUGGUGGCUGAGGCUAAUGAGAUCGAAAUGGCCGGUGUCGAGCUGGUUGAUAGCAUCCAGGAUGCUAACCAGCAGGCUGGCGAUGAGGGACACUCAGGGUGGGCGAUGUAG